UGAAAAUAAUUCAGCUCAGCUGUCACCGUGAAGCUUCGGAACUGAGGAAAUAAAUAGCUUUUCCUACUUUCCUAGUUAUCUGAUUCUGAUACAAGUUGGCAGUUGCACAACACUAGCAGUCAGUACUCACUACUCAGUAGUCAUUAGUCAGUAGUCACUUGUUAGCUUGAUUGUUAGUUGUUUGUCAGUGUUAGUACUCAGAAGUACUUCUGUUGUACAAUCGCCAGUUUACCAGUUUUUUUUAAAUUUUUUAUUUCGUCUUAAAAUUUGUUCAACGUAAUUUGUUACGGCCAUUUUUUACACUGAGUUAUACUGUCAUUAUUGUGUGUUACCUAAUUUAAACCUACACAAUGGAUAAAUACGAUAAAGCCUCWCAGCAUAUUAAAGAUUCCUUGAACACUAAAAAUUUAGCUGAAUGUCUGUCUCAAACAGGACGAUUUUCAUAUUGUGCAUUAUGUGCAACUUCAUUAAGUUGCCUGUAUAAAUAUCCAGCACAUGUAGAUUUUAAGCUGAACUGUUUACGUAUGAUAUGUAAUCAUUUAAAACUAAUGUUACAACUACCUACUAUGCGAGAGAUGGCCAAUUGUGAACUUCCCUUAGAUGCCAAAGUAUAUGUUAGAGCUCUAAAAAAAGAAGAAGUACUUAAAGAAGGCAUGAUGAUUAUUGUACAAGACCUUCUAUUGCUGGCCAUUUCAAAUGGAUUUAAGGUAGGUAUCUAUGAUGCUCGUUGGAGAGUCCUUAUAUUAUAUGUUACUCGUGUAUUUGAUCUUGAUUUAAGUGUAGUAGAUAAUUUUGAAUUAAGUGUUGUAAAUUGUUUAUCAAAUUUUCUACCAGUUCAAACUGAACAAGAACAGGUUGAUGCUGCUCGUCGUAUUCGUAUAUCUAAGACUAAACGUUAUGCAAUGAUUGGAUUUGCAUCAGUUGGUGGUGGAAUUCUCCUUGGUUUAACUGGUGGAUUGGCUGCUCCUCUUAUUGGUGCUGGAUUAUCUGGUAUCAUAGGAACAUCUGUUGUCGGAGCUAUAGGAACAGUAGGUGGUACAGCUAUUGUCGGAUCACUUUUUGGUGUUGCAGGAGCUAGUUUAACUGGAUAUAAAAUGCAUAAAAGAGUUGGGGAUAUAGAAGAGUUUCAAUUUCGUAAACUGUCAACAGAAACAGAAACUGGAGAUAUUCACUUACAUAUAACUAUUGUAAUAUCUGGAUGGUUAAAUGAUGAUAUUGAAACCAGCUAUUGUCAACCUUGGGAAUAUCUUCGAGACAGUCCAGAACAGUAUUACCUACGAUAUGAAUCAUCUUAUCUGUUAGAGUUUGGAAAAGCUAUGGAAUACUUUUUUAGUUUUGCUGUUUCUGUAGCUGUUCAAGAAUCUCUGAAGUACACUGUACUCUCAGGUCUGAUGGCAGCUAUUGCAUGGCCUGCAGGACUUUUAGGAUUGGCUUCUGUCAUUGAUAAUCCAUGGGGUGUGUGUUGUCGACGAUCAGCACAAGUUGGAAAACAAUUAGCUGAAACUCUACUUUCACAUAGUCAUGGUAAUCGUCCAGUAACAUUGAUUGGUUAUAGCCUUGGAGCUCGAGUUAUCUAUUAUUGUUUACGAGAAAUGUCUCAGAGAGAAAAAUGUCAAGGUAUUGUCCAAGAUGCUAUCUUAAUAGGCACUCCGUGUACUAGAAAUUCUUCAGAUUGGAACAAAAUUUCAGAGAUUGUGGCUGGAAGAGUGGUGAAUGCAUAUUGCAGGAGUGAUUGGUUCCUAAAAUUUCUGUAUAGAACACUUUCUAUGCACGCAAAUGGAGUAGCUGGUCUUCAAGCUAUUCAAUCAGUUAGUGAUAGAAUAGAAAAUAUUGAUCUGACCAAUAUUGUUUCAGGACAUUUUGAGUAUCCACAAAAACUUACAGAGAUUUUAAUGUACAUUGGAGUUAAUGUAGAUAAAUCGGCUAAACUUCAAUUAAUAACUACACAAUCUAUGCCAGAAAAAAUGUCUGAACAUUUGAAAAUAAACGAUAAUUAUACUGUCAAAAAAUCAAAAUCAGUAAUUGAUCUAGCAGUUCUAGACACCAAAACAAAUGUUGCACAGUGACUGUUUUUUUAAGUAAAAUAUAUUGAGCUUAUUUCUUCACUUCAAUAUCAUAUUAAGUUCUUUAUUGAAAUUUAUGUUUAAGAAAAAAAUAUUUUAAAUUAUUGUGUUACAAUUUUUAAGUUUAUGAGCAUAAUUCAUUAUAACAUGGUGCUUUAAAAAUGAUUCUUACAAAGCAGCUUAUUUUGAAUUCUUGAUUACAUUAACAAACAAAUUAUUCAGAGCCUCCUUUACUGUUGGUUAAACAAGGAAGAAAACCAACAAAUAAUGUUUUUAUAAAUUUAUUUGAUAAUGUAAUAAAAAAAAAAUWUUUUUUUCUUAUAAAUAUAAUAAGUAGCUAUAGGUUAUAAACGAUUAGGUGAUAAAAAUUAAAAWGUAUUAACUCUAAGUGUUCCUAUUACUUUUAAUAACAUGUUCCAAAGAUUUAAUAUCUAUAUUAUUUUUUAAAUAUAUAUUUAAUUGGGGUAUUAUGAUUUUUAAUUAAUAUACACAACUUUCUACAAAUGGAAAUCACUAUAUCUGAGAUCAUACUUUUAUUUAAUUCAAUAAUGAAGAAACAUAUUUUCUUAAGCAAUAACCAGUUCCUCAAAUUUUUACUAUUUUAUAAAAUUCUUUAGUCAUCCUUUACUUACUAGCUUUGAAUUAGGAGGUGAACACCUCAUAAUGGUUUAUCAAAAUAUUCUUUUUCUUUCAAAUAUGACCCCAUAAUGACAUUAUCAUUUUUACAUUAUUUAAAACUUUUAACUAAGCAUUCUUUUAUGUUAGAAAAUCCAAUAUCUCUUUUUCUUUUGCGAUAACUAGAAAAAUUCAGAUAAGUUUCUCUUGUAUUUUUAAUUUUGGUAUACAGUGUUCUUGCUGGUAUUCUAAAUUCUUCUUUCUUCCAAUUUUUUCUGCUUCAAGCACCCUUUUAUAUUCAUCAUUAGUUUAGUUUUCAAUGAACUAGGUAUCUUUGGAUUUGUAUUAAGUAAUAUAACCAUGCAUAUGACCGAUAAAUUAUAAUUAACCAUACCUAAUUGUACAAAACUAAAA
Diuraphis noxia (Russian wheat aphid) is the source of this 3092-nucleotide messenger RNA. Its product is annotated as transmembrane and coiled-coil domain-containing protein 4-like. Lineage: Eukaryota; Metazoa; Arthropoda; Insecta; Hemiptera; Aphididae. The record is from RefSeq and is a predicted model, not a curated record.